Penicillium canariense is the source of this 837-nucleotide messenger RNA. RefSeq lists its product as uncharacterized. NCBI's taxonomy places the organism in Eukaryota, Fungi, Ascomycota, Eurotiomycetes, Eurotiales, Aspergillaceae. The transcript is spliced from 3 exons. The record is from RefSeq and is a predicted model, not a curated record. The coding region runs from base 1 to 837 and encodes 278 amino acids.
AUGUCACUCCCAGAGCCCCAUAUAUGGUGUCGCAUUACCUUGUUGAUCCUCACCGUCGCUUCGUUUCUUCCCCAAAUCCUGCGCAUCCAGAGGAAGCAGAGCACCCACGGAGUCUCUCCGUUAUGCACCCUAUGGAAUUUAAUUCGCGCCACAGAGCAGUUCACACUCUUCGUAUACGCACUAUACACUGCGUAUGAGCCUAAUGGCACCGUCCUAUUGCAUAGUCCUCUUAGCCAAGGGGACCGAUUCAAUCUGUGGCACUGCGCGGUGGUCACAGCCCCGUUUCUGGCACUGUUUACGCAGUUCCUUCUCUACAGCGACCGGAAGAUCUCGCUACUCACGGGAUACAUCAGCUUUCUUCUCGUCUCAAUCGUUCCUCUGAUCAUCGAUGCAAUCUCACCCAUUGACGACGAUUUAGCUCGAAGAAUCUUCUCCUCUAUGUUUGGCGAGAUACACGUCAUGAUAAUCUUCCCGAUUCUCACUUUUCUCGGCUUUUGCGGUAUUUACUGUCAAGCCCGGGAGAUUCUGGCUGUACCUUUUCCAAACUCCCUGAGUCAGCUGGGUCUGGCCAUACAAGCUGUUGUCUUCACGCUGGUAUCAGUGACAUGGAUAUGGAGUCUCAAAUUUCCUUAUGAGACAUGGAACGGUGAGUAUAGUUGGAAUAACUUCAAUGGUUGGUACUACACUGUUGGUUGGAUCAUUUUCGACCACUUUGUCUUCGCACUCGGCCAGGCGGUGCUUCUAGGUCUAGCCUUACAUCGUUCGUCUUCGUGCAAAGUCAGCAUACGAGGAGAAGGAGGCGAGACCGAACCACUUUUGGGGAACAUUGUACAUUGA